UUUCCUCCGACUGGAGGGAUUCUUCUCCUCUCGUCUCUUUACGGUUCCCGUCCCCAGGUCCUCCUCCUGGAAAUGGCCGAGCCUCUCGCCCAAGCCCGUAGUUGUGCGCCGCCCGCGGACACGUCCCGUGGGGUCUCUGCGGCGCCUCAGGGCUGCGAGGACGCUCACGGGACCGUGCUGCGGGGCAGGUGGGACCCCGACCGGCCGAGGUGUUACCCGCUCAGGCUCGGGGUUACUUUUAGGGACCGCACAGCUCUGCCUCACGGAGCUGUAGCCAGAGGCCCGCCGUCCACCGGAGUCCGUCAGGAACGGCAGCGAGCACCCCCCACACCUGCUCGUCGCGAGCUGCUCCCCCCGGGGCCACCUGCCCAGCGCCCUUUGGGGUGGGGCAGAGCAGGUGCCGGCCCGCCCCGCAGACCGCCUCCUCCAGCAGCUCCCUGUGACACCUCCCCACACCACACACGACUCGGGCUUUCCGCCCACUCGGCUGUCUGCGCAGCGGUGGUCACGUUUGUCCAGCGUGCUGAAAUGUGUUCUUCAUAACUGCCUCCCUCUUGAGACUGAAUUUCUGCAAGGGGGGCCCUUAAAGCGUGCCCAUCCUUUCCAAGUACACUUCUCCUCUGUCACUGCUCUUCACUACAUGUCUGGCCUAGAAGAAGUGGUCUUCACGGAGGUGACAGGUAUUAACAGGUGGAAGGAGAUUGUGAUGGGAUGUCUGUCACUCAUCCUCAAGUGAAGACAGCUGGCAGCACCUGCUUUCCCCAGGGUCAGAUGGAGAGGCUGGGGCAUCCCAGGACUCCCUUCUUAGGAACACACCUAGACGAGCUUACACGGCCCGAGUCAUGCUGAAGAGCCCCCAUUCUUCUUAAUGAACCACAAAGCAUGCAGAUACUGAGGAGAGCAGACAAAAAUGAUGAUGGAAAACUGUCCUUUGAAGAAUUCAAGGCCUACUUUGCCGAUGGGCUUCUGAGUGGAGAAGAAUUACACACGCUCUUCCACACCAUUGAUACCCACAACACCAACAAUCUCGACACAGAAGAACUAUGUGAAUAUUUUUCUCAGCACUUGGGCGAGUAUGAAAAUGUACUAUCAGCACUUGAAGACCUAAAUCUUUCCAUCCUGAAGGCAAUGGGCAAAACAAAAAAAGACUACCAAGAGGCCUCCAAUUUGGAACAAUUUGUAACUCGAUUUUUACUGAAGGAGACCUUGAAUCAGCUGCAGUCUCUCCAGAAUUCUCUGGAAUGUGCCAUGGAAACUACUGAGGAGCAAACCCGUCAAGAAAGGCGAGGCCCGGCCAAGCCAGAGGUCCUGUCCAUCCAGUGGCCCGGGAAACGGUCAGGUCGCCGAGUCCACAGACACAACAGCUUCUCCCCCAACAGCCCUCAGUUCCCUGGUCCAGGCUUAUCAGAGGAGGAUAACCAGUGGAUGGCACAGAUAAACAGGCUGCAGAAACUAAUCGAUAGACUGGAAAAGAAGGAUCUUAAACUUGAACCUCUGGAAGAAGAAGUUACUGAAGGGAACACUAAAUCUCACAUCCUGCUGGUGCAGCGUCAGAUGUCGGUGAUCGCGGAGGACGCGGAGGCAUUCCAGGUGGCUCUGAAGCGCUACGCUGACGGCGCUGCCUCCCAACGCGGCUGUUUGCGUAUUUCUAUACAGAAACUUUCAAAUGCACCGCGCUACAUGAUAUAUGAGUUCUGGGAGGACAGUAGUGUGUGGAAUAGCCACCUUCAGACGAAUUACAGCAAGACCUUCCAAAGAAGUAACGUGGACUUCUUGGAAACUCCAGAACUCACCUCUACUAUGCUAGUUCCUGGUAACUAUCCUGGGUCCACGGUGCUUCUCUUCCUGGUGGACCUUGAACAACAACUAGAUGGUCCUAGGCAUUUGCUUUAUCAUUACAAGUACAAACCAAAUGCUUACUAAGAUGUGUACUCUUCUUAUAUGUCUUCUGUAACUUUAUCUUUCAUGUGAAUUUUUGCUUAAUUUUCAAAGUUCACCACCAUUCUCAAUAUUUGCUGUUGUGCUAUAUUGUAACCCCAUACACUUAGUCAUAAAGUUCUAAUAUGUGAAAAAAUGUACACCUAAAGGAACAAAAUUGUGAAAAAGAAAUUAUGAUAAAGAAAAAAUAAUUAAGUGGCAAUUUUUAGUAUGUUACUUCAUAGAACAGAUUUGUAGAUUUAUCAAAAGGUUAAAUCGGUGUUUUGUGAUUUUUUAAGUAACUGAUUUUUCUGAGUGAAGUUUAUAUACUUCAGUAAUGCCUACUCCAUUCCCGACUCAUGAUCCUAUGACUAUUCACUUAAUAUUACUUAAAAAGUUAAUAUAUUAUCCAAUGUGACUGGUGUCCUUAUAGGCAGAGAGAACGCAUAAGGAAUCAGGUGCUCAGAGAAAAGGUCACGUCAGACCACAGCAAGAAGGUGGCCAACUGCAAGCCAAGGACAGAGGCCUCAGGAGAAACCAACCCUGCCAACACCUUGAUCUUGGACUCCUAGUCUCUAGAAGUAAGAAAAUGUUUACUGUUUCAGCUGAAAACAAAAAAACAAAAAACUAUUAAUGGGUAACUGUGUGUAAAAACAACCUUGGCUGUACUCUGUAUUGAUUAUAAAGUGAUUUUUCACAAGUGAACAGUUCAGUGAGAGGGUACCAUUUGUUAAUGUGACACCAUCAAAUCAUUUUUUAGUAUAAUUCCUGGAAUGUAAAUGAAGAAAAGUGGAGUUAGUUUUACUUUGAGAAAAUCUGGUUCAAAUUUUAUGGCAUAUAAUCCAGGUGGCAAAAAUUUCUUAUGAAAAGUAGACAUUUGCAUUUAAAGAGUAAUUGAAAAUUUGUUAAAAACAAAAUUUUAACCUGAGUGAACAAAGAAGAAAUAAAGAAUAAGCACAAAUUUUAGGGAAGUAAUAAAAUAGUAGGGAAGGUAUGGGACGGAAGACAUCUAUUUUCCAGUUUCAGCAUUGGAAUGACUACAAUCCCCGUUUCACUAGAAGUACUAAAACUAUGUACCUUACGCACUUUUCUGUGCAAGCUCAGAAAUAGUGUGUAAUAGUAAAAUCUCUUCUGAUGAUAUAUGCUGCUAAUAUACAGUGCAUGUAGAAAUUUGUUACGAUGUCAUUCUCUAGUUCAAAUUCCUUUGAACCUACAGAUAUUGCAGGGGGAAAAACUGUAAGGUACGGUUUUUUUCCCCCUUUUUCUUUCCUUCAGGCUAAAUUAUUUUAUCAUAGGAUCUACUAGACAUAGGACAUAAAUUUUUACAUAAUAUAUACACACAAGGUAUGUCAAUACGUGUGUGUCUUGGGACAUUUCUAAAGAUGAGAAACACUAUGAGACAAUACCUGGCUCAACUUUUAAUUUAUAUACAUAGCAAAGAACAACAGACAUGUACAAUGGCAAGAUAAAACAGUUGCAGUUCGCACUCUGAUUAUGUACAGUAAGAAAGGAUCAAAAGACAAACCUAGGGUACGUUUGACCUACAAACUCUUAUUAAAAACACUAGGUAUAAAUGGUUUCAAAAAUACAAAUUACAGCCAAUCAAAAUGUUCUGGCCAGUCCAUUUAAGUAUCAUAUUCAGAAGGUGCGGGAUCCAGUCUUUGGGGAGGAGGCAGUAAGACUAAGGGUUCUGCCCUCUUAAGUCACAGCACCAUGUGGAAAGGUUCUUCAGAUUGCAGAUUGGAAUAGGGUCUAUCAUAUUUUAACUAACAUCAAAAGACCUUGAGAACAGGCAAAUAAUAAAGCAAACCAAUUUAAUUAUAUGGCAAUUCUGACCCCAGCUCUUAUAUAAAUUAUUCAUAUAUUUUUGUGUGAGAGCAUCUCUGCGUGUGUGUCUAUCUAUCUCUAUAUAUACAUAUAUAUAUACAUAUACGCACAUAUAUGUAUAUAUAUACUGGAGCCUAUAAUAUAACUGGAAAAUGGGGCAAAAAAACACCCCUAUAUAAAUAAAUAUCUCAUUUUAAAGUAACUGAUAAAUUAAUAGUUAAUGAAGUUUUUUUCUAUUUAAAAAAAACAAUCUAUAUUUCUGUGGAACAAAGUAAUGAAAAAGUGGGGUGCUAAAAGACCAAGAGGGGAUACCUAUUUAAAGCGUAACUGUGGAUAAGAAACCCAAAGACCAGUGAAGAAACAGGUACUGGUUUUAGGAGUUCACAAUUCAGUUCAAGAUAAACUUUCUGCCAAACAAUGGCCUUCCCAACAGACGGGGGAAUAAGAGCAUCUGAUAGUAGGAGUAAAGAGACUUUACACUUACCUUUAUAUGUGCAAUAUUUUUUUGACACUGCGCUGGAAGAAACUUUUCCUUGUGACAGUAACAUCCAGAGUGACAAACUGCAGGAAAUUUAUUGUAUAAAAGCAGCUAAAAGUUUUAAGCCCAAAAUCAUUCAUCCGUACGUGUUUUAAGACAUUACAGAAUUGAAUCUUAAUGUAUCUCAAUUAUUUGCAAAUGCCUAAAUGUUUCCUCUUUGGAAAUAAUUUUACUUUUUGGAGUUGCUCAACUGCUACUGUUCAUAUGGUCUGAUUAGUAACACAAGUAGCAGCUAUUUUUCACUUUCAAUACCACUGUUUCCAAAAUGUCAAUCUUUGAUUGUAAUUAUGACUCUUAGACAAUGUUAUGAAAACCUACAGAGCAAUCUUAUAUUGGAAAAGAAAUGCCUACUAAAAUUUCUCCCUCCUGUCAUUGAGAUUUCUGCAUUGAGCAUUCUGAAUCGUUCUAAGCCUCUGCAGAAAUUGUAAACAUCCUUUCAAGUGCUGGUCGGAAAUGGCUGUGAAACAAAACAAAAGCAACUUUAAAAGCAACAAGAAAUUAUGUACCAUAUAUACAUCGCACCAAAUACUUUUUAUAUUUGAGAAUCUUUACAGCUUCCAUUUCCAUUAUUACAAGUGAUGAAAAACAAAAAAAUUGCAAGUAGCAUGCAAAUUAUCAAGUCUAUUUCACUAACCACAAGUGUUCCUUCCCAAUUUAUGCAGGAAACUGCCUGCUAAGCUGAAACUGAUUAGAAAAUUCUUUAUAGUUUAAAAUAUCUCUUUCUCAUGUUAAGAGAAACCAAAUAUCCAUCAAAAUUAAAAAUAAAUUGAAUUGUCAUAGUCCAUUAUAGUUAUUGUUACUAUAUCCACUUCAUUUGCAGGUGUCCAAAAUACAAAACAAUUCUUCAUCUGUUCUUAAAAUGCUACUUAAAACUGUGGUUGUUUUCCUGUAAUAUAGAAGAAACAGUUAAUUUAUUAGAUUGAAUGAACACAGUUUUACUAUUUCAUUUGUCAAACCAAAAAUACUGUGACAUACUAAGUGUUUACAGCUUGAAAUGCAUGAUACUAUAGAAUCUAUUAAAGUAACUGGAAUUUGUCAGAUAAAACAAGUAUGUGUAAUAAAACAUAUGUAAUUCAUUUUUAAAUAGAUUAGAUUGUAUUCCAAACCUGUUGUUUCUGUGGUACCUAAUUUUUUAAAAGUGUUAUUAAUGCAUAAAUCAAAUUUUAACUCAAUGCUAAUGUGUGAGGUUUGUUCAAAAUAAUAUUUAUGUCAAACUUAUUUACAAAAUAAAUUAUUA
This is a messenger RNA of Rhinolophus ferrumequinum (greater horseshoe bat), 5519 nucleotides long. RefSeq names its product N-terminal EF-hand calcium binding protein 1 (gene NECAB1). Gene Ontology annotation, molecular function: calcium ion binding. Gene Ontology annotation, cellular component: cytoplasm. Gene Ontology annotation, biological process: regulation of amyloid precursor protein biosynthetic process. The record is from RefSeq and is a predicted model, not a curated record. Lineage: Eukaryota; Metazoa; Chordata; Mammalia; Chiroptera; Rhinolophidae. The transcript is spliced from 15 exons. Bases 883 to 1923 code for a protein of 346 amino acids.